Penicillium atrosanguineum is the source of this 564-nucleotide messenger RNA. RefSeq names its product FAD dependent oxidoreductase. The record is from RefSeq and is a predicted model, not a curated record. NCBI's taxonomy places the organism in Eukaryota, Fungi, Ascomycota, Eurotiomycetes, Eurotiales, Aspergillaceae. Bases 1 to 564 code for a protein of 187 amino acids. The transcript has 3 exons.
AUGCUCUCCAGAGUCUUCCCUGGGAUUGAAGAAUUACUCACAGUCGUCCCUGUCGCGUACCCACCCCGCUCCGGGUGUCGGCCGCCUGCGAGACCGCCAAAGCCCGAAAAAAACGCCAAAAUCGCACCACUAGCGCGCGCAUUCGACGUUCCUGUGUCCCGCCUACCGGCGCGUCUCCACAGUCGGCAAGCUCUGGAAGCGAGUGCAAAUGCGAUGAUUCAGAGGGAUAUUGAAGCGACUGGACAUCAAGUACCGGUGUCAGUCGGCAAGAUGUGGGUAUAUAACUUUGUUAAACGCCUACCAGAUGGCCUUUACUGGGUAAAGCAAAAGCCAGCGGAGAGGGAGAGAAUCGAAGAUGAGGGUGAUAGUAUCCUACACACCUGGUACGAUCGUUUUGAGCCCUUUGUGAAGCGUAUCUCGCUCUCGAAUAUAUACAAUUUUGAUAAGACUAGCUUCCAGCUUGGCCAAGGAAAGACUCAAAAGGUUAUCAGUCGUAACCGGUACCGCACAAGGCUAUUAUCAGGGGAACGAGGUGAUCUUGGACCAGAAUUAAGUGUGUGGUAG